This is a messenger RNA of Astyanax mexicanus (Mexican tetra), 2812 nucleotides long. RefSeq names its product RAD54 like (gene rad54l). The record is from RefSeq and is a predicted model, not a curated record. Gene Ontology annotation, biological process: double-strand break repair via synthesis-dependent strand annealing; reciprocal meiotic recombination. Gene Ontology annotation, molecular function: DNA translocase activity; ATP-dependent chromatin remodeler activity; ATP binding. The transcript is spliced from 18 exons. The coding region runs from base 292 to 2520 and encodes 742 amino acids. Lineage: Eukaryota; Metazoa; Chordata; Actinopteri; Characiformes; Acestrorhamphidae. Gene Ontology annotation, cellular component: nucleus.
CAGACCGGGCGGGCUGUUUAAUAAUAAACCAUGGCGCCUCGAGAACUGCAGCUGAGUUAUAAUCAAAUAUAAAUAAAGAUCUCCAGCUUUUUAUCAUGAAGACUUAACAUAUUUAAACAGCUUAUCUGCUCAUCGAAAAUCCACGGACCAUUUAAACUUCUGAACGGAGAGUUUUCGAGAUAAAUCAGCGUUAAUUUCAGCAGCUCGCAGCUCUCCUACUAUAAGUUUACCUGCCUUAAAUCCUAAACCUUAAACCCUAAACAGAACUAAACUCUCUGACCCGCAGCAGCGAUGAGGAGAAGUCUUGCACCGAGUCAGCUUGCCAAAAGAAAACACAGAGAGGAUUCAGGAUCUGAAGAUGAGGACUGGAAUCCUGACACUCCGAUUAAAAGGAAGAAAGGGGAGAAAGACUGCAGAGAAAGCUACAUAUCUCCAUACAGGAAGCCUCUCACACAGCUCACAAACCGCCCUGUGUGUGUGGACAGCAACGCACAUGAAGCUUUUAUUCGAAGUAUUCUUUCAAGACCGUUCAAGAUUCCCAUUCCUAAUUACACAGGGUCGUUGGGAUUACGGGCUCUGGGUUUAAAAAAGGCUGGUGUGAGAAAGGCUCUACAUGACCCAUUUGAAGAUGGAGCACUGGUUCUUUAUGAACCGCCUGUUAUAAGUGCCCAUGAGCUCAUUAAAGCAGACAAGGACAAGGUGCCUGUACAUGUUGUUGUGGAUCCAGUUCUCAGUAAAGUUUUACGCCCCCAUCAAAGAGAGGGUGUGAAGUUUUUGUGGGAGUGUGUGACGGGCCGGAGGAUUCCGGACUCGUACGGCUGCAUCAUGGCAGAUGAGAUGGGUUUGGGGAAGACUCUGCAGUGCAUCACCCUGGUGUGGACCCUGCUCAGACAGAGCCCUGAUUUUAAACCUGAGAUUGACAAAGCCAUCGUGGUUUCUCCAUCCAGCUUGGUCAGGAACUGGUACAACGAAGUGGCGAAGUGGCUAGGGGGCCGAGUGCAACCUGUGGCUAUCGAUGGGGGCUCCAAAGAGGAAAUAGACCGGAAGCUUGUAAACUUCAUUUCCCAGCAUGGCUUGAGGGUCCCGACUCCAAUUUUGAUCAUUUCAUAUGAAACGUUUCGGCUUCACGCUGAGGUCCUACACAAAGGCAAAGUUGGACUGGUCAUUUGUGAUGAGGGUCACAGGUUAAAAAACUCAGAUAAUCAGACGUACCAGGCUCUGAAUGCAAUGAACGCUCAGCGCAGAGUCCUCAUCUCUGGCACUCCGAUUCAGAACGAUCUGCUGGAAUACUUCAGUCUGGUGCACUUUGUGAAUGCUGGUAUUCUUGGCACAGCUCAGGAGUUUAAGAAGCGUUUUGAGAUUCCCAUACUGAAGGGUCGUGAUGCAGACGCCAGUGAUAAGGACCGAGCUGUUGGGGAGGAGAAACUGAAAGAGCUGAUCAGCGUUGUGAACAGGUGUUUGAUCCGAAGGACCUCAGACAUCCUUUCCAAGUAUCUUCCUGUGAAGAUUGAGCAAGUUGUUUGCUGCAGGCUGACUCCUCUGCAGAAGGAGCUGUAUAAACUGUUCCUGAAGCAGGCCAAGCCUGUGGAGAGUCUGCAGCAGGGCAAGAUCAGCGUGUCCUCUCUGUCCUCCAUCACCUCGCUUAAAAAACUCUGUAACCACCCUUCACUGAUCUAUGAGAAGUGUGUGGAUGGAGAGGAAGGCUUUGCUGGAGCGAUGGAUCUGUUCCCUCCGGGUUACUCUACUAAAGGUGUAGAGCCACAGCUCUCAGGGAAAAUGUUGGUGCUGGAUUAUAUUCUAGCCAUGACCAGAAGCACCACCAGUGAUAAAGUGGUGCUGGUCUCCAACUACACACAGACUCUGGACCUUUUCGAAAAACUGUGUCGCACGCGGAAGUAUCUGUAUGUGAGACUUGAUGGAACUAUGUCUAUUAAGAAGAGAGCGAAGAUCGUUGAAAGAUUUAAUAGCCCCUCCAAUCCAGAGUUUAUCUUCAUGUUGAGCAGCAAAGCAGGAGGGUGUGGCCUGAAUUUGAUUGGAGCAAAUCGGCUAGUGAUGUUUGACCCGGAUUGGAAUCCAGCCAAUGACGAGCAGGCGAUGGCGAGAGUGUGGCGAGAUGGCCAGAGGAAGACGUGCUACAUUUACAGACUGCUAUCGACUGGGACCAUUGAGGAAAAGAUCCUGCAGAGACAGGCUCAUAAGAAGGCUCUGAGCAGCUGUGUGGUGGAUGAGGAGCAGGAUGUAGAGAGGCAUUUCUCUCUGGGGGAACUGAGGGAACUGUUCGCCCUGAAUGAAGAGACUCUCAGCGACACUCACGACCGGUUCCGUUGUCGGCGGUGCGUAAACGGCCGACAGGUUCGGCCCCCUCCGGAGGAUUCAGACUGCACCAGUGAUCUGUCCUGCUGGCAGCACUGCGCAGACAAACGAGGGCUGAAGGAUCCUGUACUCCAGGCCAGUUGGGACGCUGCCGUCUCCUUCGUCUUCCACCAGCGCUCUCACGAAGACCAGAGAGGAGCUGUCUGAACAAACACACCCAAAAACACUCCACACAGCAAUUUAAAAUGGACAAAAAAAAAAUGAUGCUCAGCUGGUUUAUUACAGCUGGAAUGAUCAGACCUGAGGAGUGUGAACAAAGACUCUUUCUGUACAUUUCUGUAUAUAUUUCUGUAUUCCUUUUUUUCCUGUAAAAAUUGCAUUUAUUUAUUUACUUUCAUUGUGUAAUUAUGCAAAAAUCCAUACUUCCAGUAAAAUAAAUAAAAAUCCUAAUAAAAGUAAUGUAAGGGAAAAUGCCAUUAAAGGACAGGAACCUACAGUG